Molecule: messenger RNA, 4831 nt
Organism: Acanthochromis polyacanthus (spiny chromis)
Lineage: Eukaryota; Metazoa; Chordata; Actinopteri; Pomacentridae
Product: cadherin-6-like
Exons: 13
Coding region: 535-4101 (1188 amino acids)
Biological process (GO): cell-cell junction assembly; homophilic cell-cell adhesion; calcium-dependent cell-cell adhesion
Cellular component (GO): catenin complex; plasma membrane; adherens junction
Molecular function (GO): calcium ion binding; cadherin binding
Source: RefSeq, a predicted model, not a curated record
GUCUGAGUGUCUCUCAGUGGCCACUAUAGUCAGAAAUAGCAGGCUUUUAGGGUGACUGUCGUCUUUCUUUGAUAGUUACAAACUAAUGGAGAGAGAAGAGGGGAGGCAGAGAGAAAGAGAGAAGAGAGAGGGAGGGAAGGGGAGGCAGAAGGCAUAGAGAGAGAGAGAGAGAGAGAGAGAGAGAGAGAGAGAGAGAGAGAGAGAGAGAGAGACCGGGCUAAGUGGACAGACCUCACGUUGAGCUCAGAUGAACCUCGGCAUCGUUUUUCCCACGUUGGACGGUUUCAGCUCCGGUAAAGCAGAAGCUGGGAGACGCCACCACUGCCGCCAGCAUACGGUGAUCCUGUGCAGCAUGUGUACUGCAUGGGAAUAUGUGAGGAAAGGAGGCGAAAUGAAGACGCACUCUGGGGAGAUGAAACGAAACACCCAAGCGGGAGCAGAAAACACACUGCAAACAAGCCAUCAUAAUAGCCUACAUCUGAUCAUCUACUUGUCAGCUAUUCCUUGAAACAGAGUAUUUCUUGAACAUUCGAAAUGGCAGCACAUGUUGUGCUUCUUCUUUUUUUAUUCUGCAAAGGGGAAAGAAAUGGCAUUUCAGGGGCUGCUGGCCUUUUGGAGGAAGAUCAGGAUGUAUUAUCAAGCAGAGAGCAACAAGUUUUACCUCACCCAGAGUCCAAGGACAACUUUUUCGUGAGGAUCAAAGAGUUGGAGGAAAGUCAGGCUCAGGAUGCAAGAAGUGAUGCAAGAUCCCUGCCAAAUGUGGCAUUUCAACUAAAUGACACAAAACCCAAUGAUUUUGACUUUAAGAAUAACGCGGCGAGGCGAAUGGUCAUACUUAAACAUCCUGAACCUUCUGCCAAGUCCCUAAUACCUAAACAUAGCCCUGAACUCAGUGUGAACCGCAAGAAAAGAAGCAAUUUGACUAAUGGAGAGGUUGAAGGUGUAAUUAAUGAUCAGAGUCUAGUGCCAAGUUCAGAGGAGGAGGACGCUUUGCAGUCCGGGCUCUAUUUGGAGACAGGUGUCGGCGACGUUCAGCCUGAGCAGACACGAGGCCUCUUUAAGUGGGUCACAGAGUCUGAACAGAAUCGGUCGGAGCCUCGAUCUCGCCAUCGGAGGAGCUGGCUCUGGAACCAGUUCUUUGUGAUUGAGGAGUACAGAGGACCUGAGCCAGUGCUCAUUGGACGGCUGCACACCGAUAUGGAUAAAGGGGACGGACGCACUAAAUACAUGUUGGAGGGAGAGGGGGUGGGCUCUGUGUUCGUGAUCGACAGCAACACAGGCAACAUACAUGUCACCAAGUCCCUGGAUAGGGAGGAGAAGGACCAGUAUCGUCUCAUCGCAACAGCUGUAGACCGCGAGACCGGCCAAGCCCUGGAGCCUUCCUCCGAGUUCAUCAUCAGAGUGCAGGACAUCAACGACAAUCCGCCCAUCUUCCCAGAUGAACCCUAUGUUGCCAUGGUGCCGGAGAUGGCCAACAUAGGCACAUCCAUCAUCCAGGUCACAGCCAGGGAUGCGGAUGAUCCAACAUAUGGAAACAGUGCCCGGCUGGUGUAUGCCAUAACUCAGGGCCAGGACUUUUUCUCUGUGGACCCUCAGACAGGCGUCCUUCGGACAGCCGUACCUGACAUGGACAGAGAGACUCAGGAUGAAUAUCUGGUCGUCCUCCAGGCCAAAGACAUGGGGGGGCAUCUGGGUGGACUAUCAGGGACUACGACCGUCACUGUGAGGCUGAGCGAUGUCAACGACAACCCCCCUCACUUCAGAAGGAGUGCGUGGUCGUUCUCUGUGUCGGAGCUAGCGGCUCCAGGUGUGGAGGUGGGCCGUCUCACUGCGACCGAUCCCGAUCUGGGGGAAAAUGCACAACUGGAGUUUACCAUCAUGGACGCCGACGAGGCCGAAAUAUUCAACGUGACCGGAAGAGACAAAGAGGCAGUCAUUGUGCUGAACAAGCUCCUGGAUUAUGAAAUCCGCAGUUCAUACACUUUCUCCGUGGAAGUUGCAAACACUAUGGUGGACGCUCGGUACAUAAAGAAAGGUCCCUUUAAGGACCAGGCAACAGUCCGGGUCAUGGUCCUUAAUGCUGAUGAGCCGCCACAAUUCUCCCAUGCUCUGUACCAUCUGGAUGUGUCUGAGAACUGCCCUCCUGUCUGCUCCGUUGGUCGGGUCUACGCCAUGGACCCAGACACAGGACAAAGCAGCAACAUCAGGUACUCCAUCGAUCCCCAGUCAGACCCCGAGGCUCUGUUCCGCAUCGGCUCUGACACGGGCUUUAUCAGCACAGUGAUGGAGUUGGACCGUGAGCAGGAGCAGUGGCAUAAUAUCACUGUCAUCGCCACACAGAGGGACAAUCCAAAUCUUGUGUCAAGGGUUGUGGUUGCCAUAGAGACACUAGACCAGAAUGACAAUGCGCCAGAGUUGGACAGGCAAUACACAACAUCAGUAUGUGACUCCAGUGCCCCCGGCCAGGUAGUUCAGGUGCUACGAGCCGUCGACAAGGACCAAGGAGGUCAGGACGCCCCAGUUCACUUCAGCAUCCCGCCAGAGUCCAGUUCUACUGUCAACCUCACUAUCAGGGAAACCGGAGGUUGGCACGGUUCUCAUUUUCCACUUCAAGCAGAACCCAGAAACUCGGCACCAGCCAAAACUGUGGUGUGUGCACUCUCACUGUCACUGCGCCAUCAGAAACGAGACUCCCACUCACCCUUCGAGGAGGAUGAUGUCAGGGAGAACAUCAUAUCCUAUGAUGACGAGGGGGGAGGGGAGGCCGACACCGCAGCUUUUGACAUUACAGCGCUGCAGAGCAUGCACAGAAUACAGCACAUGCAUAACAACAGAAACAUAUGGUACACCCAGCAGAAUCCGCCAAGGGCCAGGACGUACAGCUGGAGUCGUCACAUGCGCCCCGGCCUAGACCCUCAGCAGCGCCCCGGCUCUGCUCCGCUCUACGGACGCCUCUGCUAUGGCAUCCACACACUGCCUGUUCUCAGAGAUUAUCCAGCCGGGCCACUCGAGGCAGGUCUGCAGCUAACCCAGCUCACCCACGGGCUCACUGGAGGUCACUUCGGCAAUUCCCUCGUCAUCCAGAACCAAAGCACCUUUGAGCCUCUUCUGCGCUCCCCUGAGAUGAGCCCUGGAAGUUUCGAAUCAGAACACAUGCUGGGGAAGAGCAAAACUGCAGGCAGGGCUGAGGGAAGUGAAGCAAACGCAGCUGGCACCAAAGAGAAUGAAGACCAGGCCAAGAUAAACCCCACAGAAACAGCGUCGACACCAGCCGACACUGCUGCAGAGUUGACCUACUCUGACCCCAAUGAGUCUUCAUGCCAAAGUCGCACCAGCUUCUCAUCAAACCAACAAGAGGGCCGACCGGGGUCAUCCCAGACUCAGGUCAGCACUGGAGCCACCAGCUGCACGAUGGAUGACAUUGAUACUGAUUCCUCCAUUCCCUCCGUUUCUGAGCAAAAUUAUUCAAACGGUGGUCAGAUGAGCUGCGGAAACCCUCCUGUUUACCUGAAAGGAGACACGUACAGCAUUGUGGGCUCCCUGAACCCAAACAGCAGAGGGACGUGCAUGAACGGGACUAGCGGCGGCGGGUUGUUUCCAACAGGGCUGCAGCUACUGAACAUGUGCAGACUCCAGAGAAAGGAUUUGCCCUCGCAGUCUUUGCCCUUACCUGGGGGGAUGUUCGCUAACAACAGAGGCUGGGCAGAACCUGGGAGAACAGAAGCCGUCGCCCCACAGCCUCUCCGGAUGGAAGAGCUCCUGAACAUCCGUCUGGAUCAGGUCACCUUCGACCUCUCUCAGCCGCCCUACGACUCGCUGCAGACUUAUGAGUUCGAGGGCCGCGAUUCGAGGGCCGAGUCUCUGAGCUCGCUGGAGAGCGACGGAGAGAAGGACGACGUGAGAGUGGUGGGAGGAAUGGAGGAAUUAAAUCAGAAGUUUCAGAGGCUCGUGGACAUCAUCCGAGACCGGGAGAAGGAGAAGGAAGGAGGAGGCGGUGGAGGAGAAGCGACUGAGGGAGGCGUAACGGCAGAUGCUACUCUCAGUGAGACUCAUAAACAAAGUGAGGACAAAGAGAAAGAACAGCAGAGAUGGGAUUUCUAGACUGCAAUAAAAGAAAAGUUGGAGAGAGGAGAACAUCCCCUGACAGUGAUGGAUUUUAAGCACAGCAGGGGUGGGAGAAUACACGGCGUUUGACAGAAAUCGUCUUGUUUUUGCCCCCUCCCGGGAAAAAUCCAGGAGGCUGCCACUAUAGUGAAGAUUUGUGGUGCAAUCAGUGCACAGCGUAUAGUUUUCACCACCACUGUCUUUAGAAAAUGCAUAUGGAACCUGUCACUUUUCACACUUCUGUUGUAACUGAUAUUAAUAAUGCACUUGGGCUUUCAAAGCUAAAGUUAUGAAAAAUUAACUUUUUUUAAAAUAUUGAUUCUGAAGCCCUGAAAGCUGCAUUGUUAGAAAAUAGGCCUCAUCAAAUAUUGACCUGAAUUGUGAUAUUUGAUAUUAAUAGUUUAAUAGGGGCACACUCACCAGAAGAUCCUUGGAAUUUGAAUGCAUUUGCAUCUGAAUUGGAGAAUUUUAAAACCAACACGAGCGUACAUGAUGCAGGCCUCCACUGCCAUGUGUUCACAGAGUCUCUCCAAGGAGCCUCAUUAUAUACAUUUAUAUCAUGUAGCUCCAUAGAGAGAGACACUCCUGCGAUUAUUCACCGUUACAGUAGAAAAUCCUGCUCACUAUGCAAUUUGCACAGUUAGAAAUGAUUAGACUGUCACUGUCAAAGACUUGUGUACUGUUGUGAAAGUACAGUAAAUAAUGUCCAUAUGUAGAUAAACAUCAA